Messenger RNA from Hypoxylon trugodes, 3345 nucleotides. Its product is annotated as TRP-domain-containing protein. Gene Ontology annotation, biological process: transmembrane transport; fungal-type cell wall biogenesis. The coding region runs from base 480 to 2696 and encodes 738 amino acids. The transcript has 5 exons. Lineage: Eukaryota; Fungi; Ascomycota; Sordariomycetes; Xylariales; Hypoxylaceae. The record is from RefSeq and is a predicted model, not a curated record.
GGUCAGGUUUGCUUUUGCCAGCACUUCUUCCCACCAUCAAAUCGCUUCUUCAUUCUUCAUUCGUUUAUUCUUGUUUUUGUUCAUUCAUUCGUUCUUUUUUUGGUUCUUUCUACGUUCGACCGACACGCCACACCCGUCGUCGCCAUCAACACGAGAACUGGAUGGUACAUUUCGCUCGCUUCACUGACAAUCAACAUAUUUCGAACGCGAUAAACCCCGCCAAAUUAUACACCUAGAUUGGAUCUUGGUGGUUUUUUUCUGAGGUCCCGCUAUAGAAGACAAGACACUACGUAUUUGAUCAUACUCGACUAAUCAAGACCCACAACCAUCGUGCUCGAGUGGAGGCGCGACACUAAAAUCGCACACUGUUUACAUUGUCGCAUGAGUCAAGUCGUCAUAUUUUGGUGGAAAUAAUUUGGGAAAACUGAAUAAUAACUAAUCCGAAUUGAAGAUUUUUAAUUCUUCAAUUGUCGGAAAACAUGAGGUUUUCAAUAGGGAAACCGCUAUUAGCGGCGAUAUCCUUCGCGUCCGUCAUCUUACCCGCGACGGCCGAACGAAUACUUCAAUCUACCUCUCUAAACGUUUGUCAGGAAAAUUCGGGAUUUUCGGCUAGUUUAUUCAGUGUUGUCUAUAACCCAAGUGAAGGAAGGGCCCAUGUUAAUAUUACCGCCCUCUCUACUAUCGAAGCGAAGGUCAUUUUCGAUAUCGAUAUCAGCGCUUACGGCUACUCGUUUUUGCACACGGUUAUUAACCCUUGUGAUGUUGGUUUGGCUGGUUUCUGUCCUAUGUUGUCAGGAAAAUUGGGAGACCCUUUCGUCCUAGAUGUUCCUCCUGGCUCUACAUCUAACAUUCCAUCUAUCGCCUACGAUUUCCCCGAUCUCGAUGCUAAGGUCAGAAUCUACAUCAACGCUACCGAUGGUGAUCAAGCCGGCCAUAAUGUUGCCUGUGUUGAGGCUUUGGUUUCGAACGGACAGACUGUUGAUUUAGUCGGUGUUAAAUGGGCGUCCGCCGUAGUGGCUGGGUUAGCCCUUGCAUCAUCUGCCUUGCUAUCGGGUUUGGGCCACACAAAUGCCGCUUCGCACGUCGCCGCAAACGCCCUGUCACUAAUGAGCUACUUUCAAUCGCAAGCCAUGAUUGGUCUUGUUGGAAUCCCGCUACCCCCGGUUGUGCAAUCGUGGACCCAGGAUUUCCAGUGGAGCAUGGGUAUCAUCAACGUGAACUUCUUGGAACGCAUUUUCACUUGGUACCAGCGAUCAACAGGAGGCACACCAUCUACACUAAUCACACAGGUAGAUUCUCUCGCGACCGUGUCUGUUGAAGUACAGAAACGUGCUGUCAGCCUCUUUCGACGUGGCGCCGCGAUGCUUCCUCGCGCUCUGGUAGAGCAGGGUUCGAAUCUCAUGAAGAGAGGAAAUGUCCAGACCCAGUACGGCAGCUAUAUCGUAUACGGCAUUCAGCGUGUUGCCUUUCGAGCAGGAAUUGAAAGCACAAAUCUAUUCUUGACAGGACUCGUUUUCUUUUAUCUCGUUAUGGCCUUUACCGCUCUCUUCGUCGUUGCUUUCAAGGGUAUCUGCGAACUAGCCGCGAAGCAGAGAUGGAUCAAGGGCGAUACUUUCCUAGAGUUCCGAAAUGGCUGGCGCACCGUACUGAAAGGAAUUCUCUUCCGAAUGGCUCUCAUUGGACAUGCUCCAGUGACGAUUCUUUGCUUCUGGGAGUUUACUCAGAGCGACUCCCCUGCUGAGAUGGUCUUGGCUGUAUUCUUCCUCCUCGCUCUUAAUGGUGUUCUUGCCUGGGCAGCUUACAAAGUUAUUCGCAUCGCGCAUCGUUCAGUUACAUUACACAGGAACCCGGCGUAUAUCCUGUUUUCGGACCCUCUUACUCUUAACAAGUGGGGUUUCCUCUACAUCCAGUUCCGUGCUUCGGCUUAUUACUUCAUCGUUCCUCUUCUCGGAUACAUCGUUGUCAAAGCCCUAUUCAUUUCCUUCGCCCAGAACUCUGGAAUCGUCCAAGCUAUCGCAUUCAUGCUCAUUGAAGCCGCUGCUCUAAUUGCUGCCUCCGUACUUCGACCUUGGAUGGACAAGAAGACGAACUCCUUCAACAUCGCCAUCUACGCUGUCAAUUUUAUCAAUUCUAUCUUCCUUCUCAUCUUUACCGACGUAUUUAACCAGCCUGGAAUUGUAACCGGUGUCGUUGGCGUCGUACUAUGGAUUUUGAACGCGGCCUGCACAUUGGUGCUUCUACUUAUGUUGAUCAUCACUACAGGUAUUGUUAUUUUCCACGGUAACCCAGACGGUCGCUACAAGUUCAUGGCCGACGACCGCACUUCCUUCAUGAAGUCCCAAAGCCAACUAGCCACCACUACCGAACUAGACGCUCUAGCGAUGACUGCCCGUGGAGAGAAGCCAGGAUACUCUUCGGCUCUCGACUUGGACGAUGACGAACCCGUGAACCCUCGAGAUUCUUUGUACCGGGGUCAAGGAUCUAUAGCUAAUUCGGCUUCCAACAACUCGCAUCAUGCGCCUUCACACUACGCACCGCCUCGGUCUCCCGUGGACCCAAUCAACAGAACUGCUAGUCCGUAUAACGGAUCUAUUCAAUCUUCGAUUGCACGUUCACAAAACAACAACAGCCCGGCCGGAGGCAGACCACCUGCAAGCCCAAGUCCUUGGCAACGCGGAGCCGGCUAUGAACACUGAAGGAAUUAAUGUAUAAUGAGUGUUCCUUUAACUCGGCCCAGCGGUCUAGCGAGCGAGCCACGAAAAGCAUUUGUGAGAUAAGGGUUAGCUUUUUUGUCGGCCUACCGAUAUACCCCGCGAGAUCGAGUUACGUAUCAAGUACGACAAAAACGAAUCGAGAACGUCCACAACGACUUCUCUUUUCCAUACGGUUGACCAUCACACGAGCCGAGGUGCUUUGGAGGGUAGUUUAAAUUCACGUCAUCGGCGUUCUGGAGACGGACAAAUUCUUUUUUUGCGACUGGCAUUAUUGGGUUUAUACGGCGAUCCUGAGAUACGAUCUGCGUUGAAUAUUCGGUGGAUUUUACCCGAAUUACUAGCUUCUAUGUAUACAAUUUGCCGUUAGACCUACGGUAUAAAUGAAUUAUUAUCCCAUCUAAGACUGCUCCCGAAGAAAGCUGUGUGCUUGAACUGGUUUUCGUGGUUACGUGUUUGUGGGUGCGAGCGCCAUUGAAACAGGCUCGAGCGUCGAUCUGACAUCGAAGCCAUUCAAGGCAUAAGUAUAUCAAACAAGAUCCCCCAAGCGCUCAAAGCAUUCACAUCAUAUCAACUUGUUAUACAAAAUAAUACUUUGGAGUACUUGGUAGGUCAUUUAGAAACGGAACAAAAU